This is a messenger RNA of Vidua macroura (Pin-tailed whydah), 1014 nucleotides long. Its product is annotated as cysteine-rich venom protein LEI1-like. The transcript is spliced from 9 exons. Gene Ontology annotation, cellular component: extracellular region. The record is from RefSeq and is a predicted model, not a curated record. NCBI's taxonomy places the organism in Eukaryota, Metazoa, Chordata, Aves, Passeriformes, Viduidae.
AUGGGGAGCCCAGAAUUAAACCCAGGAUUCGCGGUGCAGCCUCCCCAGUGCCCAGCACAUGGGGACAAUCAAAAGGAUGUUCUACAGCCACUGAAGAAGUGGUGUCAGCUCUCUGAGCUUGUGGCUGGCAUCGCUGUGCUUUACGGAGCUACUGGAGUUUUCGCUGUAACAGCAUUGCCACCUAGUGCUCCCGCUGUACAGUUCAGCCAGGGCCUGGGAAAUGAUGUGUUAUGCUGUUCUAUCUGGUCACUAUGUGAGUUUUGUAAUAUUUGUGACGUUGAAUCACCUUGUCAUAUCAGGAAACAGGAGAGCUAUAAAUCACCCUCCAGUGAAGAAUUCCAGCCAAUUCCACAACUACCUGAUGAAGGAUAGAAGAAACUUCUGAUCUUUGUGGAAACAAAAGACAUGAUUCUGCCAGUGGUGUUCCUGUGUCUCACAGCUGUGCUGCCUCCAUCCACUGGACAGGAAACUGCAGCUCUCAGUGCUCUGUCAAACAGCAGAGCAGAGCAGCAAAAGUUGAUUGUUGACAGACAUAAUGCCCUCAGGAGAGGAGUAAAACCAACUGCCAGCAACAUGAUGAAGAUGGAAUGGUGUCCUGCAGCAGCAGAGAAUGCCCAAAACUGGGCCAAUCAAUGUACUUUAAGGCACAGUCCUCCUAAUCUGAGGAGAACCAAUGUACUGUGUGGUGAAAAUCUCUUCAUGUCCUCUGCCCCGUUCUCAUGGUCAGAUGUUCUUCAGGCCUGGUACAAUGAGGAGAAGAAUUUUGAAUAUGGAACUGGGGCAAAAACAACAGGUGCAAUGUUUGGCCAUUACACUCAGAUGGUUUGGCACAAUUCUUAUAAAAUUGGAUGUGGUUUCGCUUUCUGCAGCAACACUACGUACAGUUACUUUUAUGUCUGCCAGUACUGCCCCGCGGGAAACCUAAUAAGUUCAAUGAAGACACCCUACAAGGAAGGAGAGCCCUGUGGGGAUUGCCCCAGUGCUUGUGAGGAUGGAUUAUGCACCAAGCCUUGA